This is a messenger RNA of Microthlaspi erraticum, 5142 nucleotides long. NCBI's taxonomy places the organism in Eukaryota, Viridiplantae, Streptophyta, Magnoliopsida, Brassicales, Brassicaceae. The record is from the annotation of a GenBank genome assembly.
AUGGCUGCUUCAGCCAAAGUAACGGUAGGGUCUCAUGUGUGGGUGGAGGAUCAAGAUGAAGCCUGGAUUGAUGGAGAAGUGGAAGAAGCUAACACUGAGGAAAUCACAGUUAACUGCUCUGGAAAGACGGUUGUGGCAAAGGUAAAUGCUGUGUACCCAAAGGACCCUGAGUUCCCUGAACUUGGCGUGGACGACAUGACGAAGCUUGCAUAUUUGCAUGAACCAGGGGUUCUUCUCAAUCUUAUGUGUCGAUAUAAUGCAAAUGAAAUAUAUACAUACACAGGAAAUAUAUUGAUAGCUGUGAAUCCAUUUAAAAGAUUACCUCACCUGUAUGGAAUUGAUACGAUGAAACAGUAUAAAGGCACAGCUUUUGGUGAGCUGAGUCCACAUCCUUUUGCCGUUGCAGAUUCUGCCUACAGGAAAAUGAUAAACGAGGGAGUGAGCCAGGCGAUAUUGGUGAGUGGGGAAAGUGGAGCUGGGAAGACGGAGAGCACAAAGAUGCUCAUGCGAUAUCUUGCCUACAUGGGCGGAAGAGCUGAGACUGAAGGACGAUCCGUGGAGCAGCAAGUUUUGGAGUCCAAUCCAGUUUUAGAAGCUUUUGGCAAUGCAAAAACCGUUAGAAACAACAAUUCAAGUCGUUUUGGUAAAUUCGUGGAGAUUCAGUUUGAUCAAAGGGGAAGAAUCUCAGGAGCUGCUAUCAGGACAUAUUUGCUAGAGAGGUCGCGUGUUUGUCAAGUCUCUGACCCUGAAAGAAACUAUCAUUGCUUUUACAUGCUUUGCGCUGCACCAGAACAGGAAACAGAGAGGUACAAGUUAGGAAAACCAAACACAUUUCGUUACCUAAAUCAGUCUAAUUGCUGUGCAUUGGAUGGGCUUGAUGACUCCAAGGAAUACCUAGCUACAAGGAAAGCUAUGGACGUUGUUGGGAUCGAUUCUGAAGACCAGGAUGCAAUCUUCAGAGUAGUGGCUGCAAUCCUUCAUCUAGGGAACAUCGAGUUUGCAAAGAAUGAAGAAUCAGAAGAAUCAGAACCUAAGGACGAUAAAUCACGCUUCCAUCUCAAAGUGGCUGCUGAACUUUUCAUGUGUGACGAGAAAGCUUUAGAAGAUUCAUUGUGCAAAAGGGUGAUGGUGACUCGUGAUGAAAGCAUUACAAAGUCGCUUGAUCCUGAUAGUGCAGCUCUAGGCAGAGAUGCACUUGCCAAAAUUGUCUACUCUAAAUUGUUUGAUUGGUUGGUGACCAAGAUCAAUAAUUCCAUCGGCCAGGACCCAGAUUCAAAACACAUCAUUGGAGUUCUGGAUAUUUAUGGAUUCGAGAGUUUCAAGACAAACAGUUUUGAACAGUUUUGUAUAAAUUUGACAAACGAGAAGCUGCAGCAACAUUUCAACCAGCACGUGUUCAAGAUGGAGCAAGAAGAAUAUACUAAAGAAGAGAUUGACUGGAGUUACAUAGAGUUCAUUGAUAAUCAGGAUGUCCUUGAUCUCAUUGAAAAGAAACCUGGUGGUAUCAUUGCCCUUCUAGACGAGGCUUGCAUGUUUCCAAGAUCAACAAAUGAUACAUUUGCACAAAAGCUAUACCAGACAUUUAAAGACCACAAGCGUUUUGCCAAGCCUAAAUUGGCUCAAACAGACUUUACAAUUUGCCAUUAUGCUGGCGAUGUCACUUAUCAGACAGAACUGUUUCUGGACAAGAACAAAGAUUACGUUGUUGGAGAACAUCAAGCUCUCCUGAGCUCUUCAGAUUGCUCUUUUGUCUCAUCCUUGUUUCCACCAUUGCCAGAGGAAUCUUCCAAAACGUCAAAGUUCUCAUCAAUAGGUUCUCAAUUUAAGCAACAACUGCAAUCUUUGCUCGAGAGUUUGAGCACCACAGAGCCACACUACAUACGCUGCGUUAAACCAAAUAACCUUCUCAAGCCAGAAAUCUUUGAGAACGUUAAUAUUCUGCAUCAACUUAGGUGUGGGGGGGUCAUGGAGGCCAUUAGAAUUAGUUGCGCUGGAUAUCCUACUAGAAAGCCUUUCAAUGAAUUUUUGACCCGCUUCAAAAUUUUAGCUCCGGAGACUACAAACAGAAGCUAUGACGAAGUUGAUGCUUGCAAAAAGCUACUAGCAAAAGCGGACCUCAAAGGUUACCAGAUCGGGAAGACAAAGGUGUUUCUAAGGGCAGGUCAAAUGGCAGAACUGGAUGCUCACCGAGCUGAAGUUCUUGGCCUUUCAGCACGGAUUAUACAGAGGAAGGUCCUCUCUCAUCAGUCUCGCAGAAAGUUUCUCUUGUUGCAGGCUGCUUCAACAGAUAUCCAAGCACUCUGUAGAGGAAAAGUUGCACGUGUUUUGUUUGAGAAGAUGCGAAGAGAAGCUGCUUCUCUGAGAAUUCAGAAGCACGCACGGACUUAUAUUCGCCAGAAAGCCUAUAAAAUCCUCUACUCUUCUGCUUGUUCUGUUCAGACAGGGAUACGAGCAAAAGCUGCUCGUGUCGAAUUUCAGUUAAGGAAGAAGAGAAGAGCGGCAAUCAUUAUUCAAAGUCAAAUGAGAAGAUGUUUGUGUCAUUGGCAUUAUGUGAGUACGAAGAAAGCAGCGAUUACCACUCAGUGUGGCUGGAGAAAGAAAGUUGCUCGCAGAGAACUGCGGAAUCUUAAAAUGGCUGCUAAAGAAACAGGAGCACUUCAAGAUGCUAAGACUAAGCUUGAAAAUCAUGUGGAAGAGCUCACUUCAAACUUGGAGCUUGAGAAACAGAUGAGGAUGGAGAUUGAGGAAGCCAAAUCUCAAGAGAUCAAAGCAUUAAAACUUGAGCUCAGGGAAACUCAAGAAACCAAAAGUGCAGAGAUCUCAAGAUUGCAGUCCUCUUUACAAGACAUGCAACUUGAGAUUGAACAACUCUCUAAGGGACCUGAGACGAGUAACGAUACUUCUGCAGAAAACGAACGGCUUAAGGAGCUGGUGAGUUCAUUGCAAAAGAAAAUUGAUGACUCCGAGAGUAAAUAUGAAGAGACAGGGAAGCCAAGUGAGGAGAGGAUAAAAGAAGAAGUCCCUGUGAUUGAUCAGACUGCAAUCAUCAAACUUGAAGAUGAAAAUCAACAGCUGAAGGCGUUGGUAAGUUCCUUGGAGGAGAAAAUCGAUGCCUUAGACAGAAAACAUGACGAAACAAGCUCAAGUAUCACAGAGCAGUUGAAGGAGAAUGUUUCAUCUGAUUACGAGGUCGUGAGCUAUCUUGCAGCUGAGAAUCAGCGCCUCAAGGCACUAGUAGAUUCGUUAGAGAAGAAAAUCGAAGAAAGCGAUGGGAACAAUUCUUCAGAUGGAAAAACGGAAGGGAAAAGCAUGUUGGAGGAAGAAGAGAGUUUGACAGAUAAUGGUUGGACUGAUAGUGAAAGGAUCAACAGACUUGCUGCUCAUAACAAAGACCUCAGUGAUCUGGUAAGUUCCUUGGAAGAGAAGAUAGAUGAGACAGAGAAGAAGUAUGAGGAAGCAAGUAGACUUUGUGAAGAGAGGCUGAAGCAAGUUGUAGACGCAGAGACAAAGUUAAUUGAUCUGAAGACAUCAAAGCAAAGGCUUGAGGAAAAGGUCUCUGACAUGGAAGCAGAAGAACAGAUUCGCCGGCAGCAAGUGCUGGCUAAUUCUGCUUCCCGGAAAAUGUCACCCCAGGUGUCAUUUACAGGAGCCCCGGUAGAGAAUGGACAACAGGAACCAAUUGCUCCUAUUCCCACAAAAAGGUUUGGGACAGAAUCUUUUAGACGAUCUCGAGUUGAAAGACAACCACAUGAAUUCAUUGAUGUUCUUCUCAAAUGCGUAUCCCAAAACAUUGGUUUCAGUCAUGGAAAGCCUGUUGCGGCUCUUACAAUAUACAAAUGUCUUCUACACUGGAGAAUAUUCGAAGCAGAAAAAACCAGUAUCUUUGACCGCAUUGUUCCUGUCAUUGGUUCUGCAAUUGAGAAUCAGGAAGACGACAAUAAUUUGGCUUAUUGGCUAACAAACACAUCAAAUCUGCUGUUCUUACUUCAAAGAAGCCUGAGACAUACCUCAACUACCUCAAGUCCUACAAAACCUCCUCAGCCAACUUCUUUUUUUGGAAGGAUGACACAGGGUUUUCGUUCAAGCUCAUCACCGAACCUUUCAACAGAUGUGGUGCAGCAAGUAGAUGCUAGAUAUCCUGCUUUGCUUUUUAAACAGCAGCUUACGGCCUACGUUGAAACAAUGUAUGGAAUCAUCAGAGAGAAUGUCAAGAGAGAAGUAUCCUCCAUGCUUUCUUCCUGCAUUCAGGAUCUGAAGAAUUCAUCACACAAUUCCUCUGUUUCGAGUUCACCAUCAAAGUCAUCCGGAGAGAAUUCACCAAGUAAGUCAGCUCAAGAGAAUCUCCCCAUUAGGUCAUCUGAAGAGGAUUCACCAGCUAAGUCUUCUGAGGAAAAUUCUCUAAAGAAGUCAGUUGAAGAGAACUCACCAACUAAGUCAUCUGAAAAUAAUUCCCUGAAGAAGUCAGAUGAUGAGGAAUUAGCAGCAGGUAAAGAGGGUCAAGCAGCAGAGUCGUCUGAAGAGAACUCUUGGAAAAGCAUUGUUCGGCUUUUGAAUCACUACCUCAUCACAUGGAAGAAGAAUUACGUUCCUCUGUUUCUGGUUCAGAAGAUCUUCAGCCAAACUUUCCAAUGCAUCAAUGUUCAACUCUUCAACAGUCUAGUCCUUGAACAAGAAUACUGCACAUUUAACAUGGGCAAACAAGUGAAGUCGGGUUUAGAUGAACUAGAGUCAUGGUGCAGCCAAGCCACUGAAGAGUUCAUAGGAUCUUCUUGGGAUGAACUCAAACACACAAGACAAGCCGUAUAUCUCCUGGUUACAGAAUCCAAAUCCACAAUUUCAUACGAUGAUCUUACAACUAACCUUUGCCCGGUCCUUAGUAGUCAGCAACUGUAUAUAAUAUCUACACUCUGCAAGAACGAAGACCACCCCGAUCAAAACGUAACCCUAGAGGUGAUUUCCAACUUAAAACUUCUAAUGAAAGAUGAAGAUGAAGAUAGCCGUUCUUUCUUGCUAGACGACGAUUCCAGCAUUCCAUUUGAAACCGAUGAGAUCUUGAACUGCAUGCAAGAAAAGGACUUUGCGAAUGUUAAAUCAGCUUUCGAGCUCGCUGAUAACCCCAACUUCCACUUCCUCAAGGAUUGA